CAUUUAAACAAAGCCAAAUUCUUCAUUGUUCUUUGUUUCUCCAUUUGAGAUUCUGAGCACCAUGAGCUUCGGUUUCGGAAUAGGGGACAUCCUCGCCGUGAUCGAGCUUGCCAAAAAUUUUACGAAGGGGCUUUAUCAAUGCACCCAGACAAUUCCAGGAUAUUUCUACCGAGUAUGUAGUUCUAAGUUUAAGUCAAAUGAUAGCGCCUUAUCAAGUUUUACAGGGUUAGAAAUCUUUCCAUUGUGCUUCAGGAUAUCGAGGACGAGCUAUCAGUGCCAGACCUCAACGCCAAACAAGCAAAUGAACUAAAAGAAAAAUUGUUUAUGGUUUUCGAGGUGUUCUGGAAAAGCUACAACGGACAUUGAGCAUAUGUGGCGAAAUAAUAUCAGAUUCUAGUAGCGUGGGAAACAAGGUAAAGAGAGCUUAGAAAAGACUUGAAUGGGAGUUGGAGGAUAUCAAGGAGCUUCGGAGUCGUAUUGCAUCAAAUGUUACCCUGUUGAAUACGUUUCAAGGGAAAAUCACAAGAUAACUUAUCUUUCCAUGCAUGUAUAGCUUUUCGACUAAGAGUGUUUUAGCAAGAUAUUGAACGACAUAAAAACGAACGCAGAUCAAUUUUAUGAGCGAUAGGACAUUCGAGAACUUAAUACCGAAUAUUUAAAAAUUCUUGAUUGGCUUACUCCAAUUGAUUAUGCUUCUUAACAGCAGGACUAUAUGAAUCAGAGACAAUCAGGAACAAGACAAUCAGGAACAGGACAAUGGCUUCUAGACUCGCCCGAAUUCAAACAAUGGGUAGAGUCCGACAAGCAGAAAUUAUUCUGCCUAGGCAUUCCCGGCGCUGGAAAGACAAUGCUUACACCAAUUGUAGUCGAAGAACUUACGAAUCGCUUUGGAAAUGACAAAAGUGUUGGUAUUGCAUAUUUGUAUUGCAAAUUUAGGCGUCAUCACGAGCAGAAGGUUGGUGGUUUGAUGUCAAGCCUUCUCAAGCAAUUGGCUGCAUUCCAAUCUUCCCUACCAGGCGAUAUUAUAAAUCUUUAUAAUGAACACAGAGGCGCGCGGACCCACGCAUCAUCAAGAGAGGUUUCUAAAACUUUCCAGUCUGUCGCUGCUCUCUAUUCCAAAGUUUUCAUCAUUGUGGAUGCGCUUGAUGAAUGUUCAAUGGCCGAUGGCAACUGAGAGAGGUUCCUAUCGGAACUUUCCAAUCAUCAAAAAACACGCCAAAUUAGCCUUUUCGUGACUUCAAGAUAUGUUCCUGAAAUUAGAAAAAAGUUCAAUGACUCUCUAAUGUUGGACAUUCGAGCAAGCGAUCAAGAUGUGGAGAGAUAUUUAGAUGGUCAUAUUUCGCAGCUACCUGAAUAUGUGCUUCAGAUUUUGGAGCUAAAAGAUGAGAUAAAGGGUCAUAUUAUUAAAGCGGUGGAUGGAAUGUAUGUAGUUCCUACAAAGUAAAUGAACAAUGCUUAUUUCUAUUACUUUUAGGUUUUUGCUUGCACGACUACACCUUCAAUCCUUAAGAGAAAAAAAUUUCCCAAGGCCAUCCGGCAGGCUUUGAAAAGUCUCCCAGCUGGAUCAAAUGCGUACGACUAUGCAUCCAAAGACGCUAUGGAGAGACUUGAAGGCCAGCUUGAAGAUGAAAAGGAGAUAUUGCUCGAUACAGGCAAACUAACUAGCGAUUGUCAUGAUGUUCUUGACAAAGCACCAUUCUCAUAUGCUGCUGAGAAUGGACAUGAAUCAAUAGUCAAGCUCUUGUUCAAUACGGGAAAAGUUAAUCUUGAUUUACAGAAUUAUUUCAACCUUCAAACACCGUUUUUAUAUGCUGCUGAGUAUGGGCGUGAGGCGACACUUAAGCUUUUGCUCGAAACAGCUAAGGUUCAAAUGGAUUCGCCCGAUCGCGAUGGCCAAGCACCACUCUGGUGGGCUGUUAAAAAUGGGCACGAAGUAAUAGCCAAGCUUCUAGUUAAACAAGGCGCUAGUGAAGAUAUUGUUUCUAUAGAUAUGUUUUCUACGGAUACUAUUUCCAAAGAUGAUUCGUCAGAUGAUUUGACAGAUGAUUCAGCAGAUGAAUCAAUAGGUGGACUCCAUACAGUCGAUGAGUUGUUUACUGUACCCUUUUGGGAAAAUUAAUCUAAACUAAAAAUAACAAAUUGAUAAAAUUAUAAUCUAAAAAUUACAUAUUGAUAAAAUGAAAUAUAAAUUUUUAAUUAAUUAUAAAUUUUUUCAAAAUAACUUUAAUUAUUUUAUUUUUAUUUUUAAUAUAAUUUUCUUUUUCUUUUAUUAUUUUGUUUAUUUUAUAAAUUAAAAAGAAUGUGAAUAAUUGAAUUUUAAAAUAGUAAUUUAAUAUUAUUUAUUUAUUUUAAUUCAAA
This is a messenger RNA of Sclerotinia trifoliorum, 2358 nucleotides long. NCBI's taxonomy places the organism in Eukaryota, Fungi, Ascomycota, Leotiomycetes, Helotiales, Sclerotiniaceae. The record is from the annotation of a GenBank genome assembly.